AUGCUGGACCCGUCGUCCAGUGAAGAAGAAUCCGAUGAGAUCGUGGAAGAGGAGAGCAGUAAGGAAGUGCUGGCCCCAGCAGCCUCGGGGGCUCGGCUCUCUCCCAGCCGGACCAGUGAGAGCUCUGGGGGCGGCGGUGGCGGGAGCAGCGGCGGGCUGCAGCCCAGCAGCCGGAGCGGGAGCAGCGUCCGGCCUUCCAGCCCGAGCCCCUCCGUGGUGAGCGAGAAGGAGAAGGAAGAACUGGAAAGGCUGCAGAAGGAGGAAGAGGAGAGGAAGAAGAAGCUGCAGCUUUACGUCUUCGUCAUGAGGUGCAUCGCCUACCCCUUCAAUGCCAAGCAGCCCACCGAUAUGGCCCGGAGGCAACAAAAGGUAAAUAAACAGCAAUUGCAGACUGUCAAGGAUCGCUUUCAAGCCUUUCUCAAUGGAGAAACUCAGAUUGUUGCUGAUGAAGCCUUUAUGAAUGCUGUCCAGAGUUAUUAUGAGGUAUUUCUGAAAAGUGACCGUGUCGCCAGAAUGGUUCAGAGUGGUGGGUUCUCAGCUAAUGACUCCCGAGAAGUCUUCAAGAAACAUAUCGAAAAGAGGGUCCGUAGCCUCCCUGAGAUUGAUGGUCUCAGUAAGGAGACUGUCCUGAGUUCCUGGAUGGCAAAAUUUGAUGCAAUAUAUCGGGGGGAAGAAGACCCACGCAAAGCUCAAGCCAGAAUGACAGCAAGUGCUGCUUCAGAGCUGAUUCUCAGCAAGGAGCAGCUGUAUGAGAUGUUCCAGAACAUCUUGGGAAUCAAGAAAUUUGAACAUCAGCUUCUGUACAAUGCAUGUCAGGGUUUUCUUUCGUUUUUUUACCGCUACCAAAUUCCCCCGCGUUUUCAUGGGCUAGUGAACACAUUAGAAUUUGAGAACAUGUCAAGGACACUCUGGGGAGAAUGGCUGCUGGCAUUUGGCAUUGCCUUUUACAAAAUAGCUCCAGCGGUCUAUGUUGGUCUGAAGAUCACAGAAAGCAAGGAUUAA
This is a messenger RNA of Protobothrops mucrosquamatus (brown spotted pit viper), 1002 nucleotides long. Its product is annotated as calcium-dependent secretion activator 1-like. Gene Ontology annotation, cellular component: glutamatergic synapse. Bases 1 to 1002 code for a protein of 333 amino acids. The transcript is spliced from 4 exons. Gene Ontology annotation, biological process: synaptic vesicle exocytosis; dense core granule exocytosis; positive regulation of exocytosis. The record is from RefSeq and is a predicted model, not a curated record. NCBI's taxonomy places the organism in Eukaryota, Metazoa, Chordata, Lepidosauria, Squamata, Viperidae.